This is a messenger RNA of Sander lucioperca (pikeperch), 2669 nucleotides long. RefSeq names its product zinc finger protein 668 (gene znf668). The record is from RefSeq and is a predicted model, not a curated record. NCBI's taxonomy places the organism in Eukaryota, Metazoa, Chordata, Actinopteri, Perciformes, Percidae. The transcript has 2 exons. The coding region runs from base 121 to 2109 and encodes 662 amino acids.
GUCAUCAUGGUCCUAGAGCCGUCCCCCACCCUGCAGACAGUCAACAGCUAUCACCGUCUCACAGUAAAUGCAGUCGUGUACCGAGGCGCCAGGUAUUAAUGUAUAUAUACAGAUAUAAAGAUGGCCUCUCCUCAGCCUGGCAGCCCACCUCUUGCAGAGCAGUACACCCCUCCUGCACAGGACAAAGGGAGCCAACAAGAAGAAGAGCUGGUGAUGGAUCAGCCUGCAAAAAAACGUGGCAGAGGCAGACCUCCAAAAGCCAAAGCUUCCUUCAAAUGCUCUGCAUGCACAGAGGCUUUCAGGAGUCUGUCAGCUCUGCAGAGCCACAAGCUUUCGGCACAUGCAAAGGACCGUCAGCAACAGCACUCAUGUUCUCAGUGUACUAAAACAUUCUCGAGCAAGGCUCAACUCUCAAAGCACGAGCGCACUCACUCAGCCCAGCGCCCCUUUCAGUGUCCCGACUGUCACAAGGCUUACAAGACACCCACAGAGCUACGCAACCAUAGCCGCUCUCACACUGGGGAGAAACCAUUUGUAUGCACAGAGUGUGGUAAGGCCUUUAUGCAAGCUAUAUGCCUGAGGAUCCAUAUGACACAGCACAGUGGAGAGCGUCCUUACUCUUGCCGUCAGUGCUCUAAGAGCUACCCCACCCUGUCUAAACUGAAGGUGCACUUGCGCUCUCAUACGGGAGAAAAGCCAUACUUCUGUGCUGAGUGUGGUAAGAGUUUUGCGGAUCCCUCUGUGUUCCGAAAACACAGAAGGAACCAUCAAGGCCAUCGGCCGUACGCUUGCGAUGAAUGUGGGAAAACGUACACAGAGCUGAAGGACCUGAAAAACCAUGAGCGCUCCCACACUGGAGAAAAGCCAUAUCUGUGCUCAGACUGUGGCAAAGCCUUCUCCCGCUCCUCCUCCCUGGCCUGCCAUCAGCGCAUUCACUCCCAGAACAAACCCUAUCAGUGCGAGCAGUGUGGUAAAGGCUUCACCCAGCUCUCCUCUUACCAGUCUCAUCUCCGCACUCACUCUGGCGAGAAGCCUUUCCUCUGCCCACAGUGUGGCAAGAUGUUUUCUGACCCCUCCAGUUUCCGGCGCCACCAGCGAGCGCACUUGGGUUUCAAGCCUUACCCCUGCGAUAAGUGUUCCAAGAGGUUCCGGCAGCCAGCUGAUCUGGCCGUGCAUGAGCGUGUUCACUCUGGAGAGCGGCCUUACAAAUGCCAGAGUUGUGACAAGGCCUUUGUAGCAUCCUGGGAUCUGCGGCGCCACAUGCUUGUCCACACAGGUCUUAGGCCCUUUUCUUGCACUGAGUGUGACAAGUCAUUUGCUGAGCGCUCCAGCCUCAACAAGCACCGACGUGUGCACUCUGGAGAAAGGCCUUUCAAAUGUGAGGAGUGUUUGAAGUCUUUUGUGGUGUCCUCAAGCCUUCGCAAACAUGAGAGAACUCACCUUGCUGAGCAGUCUGAACAGCAGCAGCAGCAGCAGCAACAACAACAACAACAACCGGAGACAGAGGCCGGGUCAGCCUCAGGCUUUACUGCCCACACAACUCUUCCGCAGUUCUCCUGUACUCACUGUGAUGCUACAUUUGGAAGCUGGGAUGAAGUUCAGGCACAUGAAAAUCUUCACUCCAUCGACUCCACUCCUCUGACUGUUACCAAAAUCGUAUCCAUGGGCUCACAUGUCUGUGAAACCUGCCAGGCAGAGUUUGCACAGCUGGCAGACUUGCAGGAGCAUGAGAAGCAGCACCCCAAGCCGAGACCUCAUGCUUGCAACAGUUGCGGCAAAGGCUUCCUCAACAAAUCUGGACUGCGUAAACACCAGAAGAUCCACUCCACCAGCAAACCUCACAGCUGCCCCCACUGUGGCAAAGCUUUCCUGUUUGCUGCCUACCUUCGCAAGCACUUACGGACUCAUGCAGACGCUGCCCCGACCACCACACAACUCAGUGAUAUAAACAUUAUUCAUACUGACCCACUUCCCUCUCCUCCACCCCCCAGUGAGGUUUCCUCCUCCACUGUUGAACCCAGUGCCAUAUCCCUAACAGUUCCAGUGACUGUACCUGUGACUGCUUUUCAGACUCUGCCAGAGUACUUAAUCAAAGAAGAGGGACUUUGAGCUUUUUCUUUUUUACUGUUUUGGAAUUUUUAUUCCACAAAUAUUUAGCUAGUGGCCUUAAAUCUAUUUAGAUGAUGGGUAUAAUGCAGUGUUAUUUUUCAAGAAAACUUUUUUUCAAAAAGCUCAAAAUAGUCUCCUUCAUGUAAAUUAUCAGCGCUUUGUCACUGUUUUGCAUUGCCAUUGUAUUUGACAGAUGUAACGUAUAAUGUUCAUGUUUUAAAAUAUAUACUGUACUAUAAGUAGCCUACUAUGACAUUAUCUUAUCUGCUGUAAUAUCUGUUGUAAUCUUCAUACAAAUGUGGUGUUGCAAACAUGUAUGCUGAUCACUUAAGAUGUUGUAAUUUCAGGUAUGUCUUUUAUAAUGCUUUUUAAAUUACAGCCUGUCUUAAAAUCUUUGAAUUUACAACAAUUUGUACCUGUUUUACUGUGUAUUUAUCAGUAUCAUCUAAUAUGGUGUUAUAACAUUGUUGAGUAAAAAGUGGCAUUCCAAAAUGUUCAAUCAGAUGAAUUACAUUUUAUACCAAUAAUAAAACGUGUAAUGUGUAAAAAGUAGUAAUGUG